This is a messenger RNA of Corylus avellana, 2262 nucleotides long. The record is from RefSeq and is a predicted model, not a curated record. Lineage: Eukaryota; Viridiplantae; Streptophyta; Magnoliopsida; Fagales; Betulaceae.
AGUGCCCGAAUUGGGAUUUUAAGAGUCACAGAAAGAGGGAAAAAGGACUACCUUUGAGUCUUUCGUCUGAGAGAGAGAGAGUGGGUAGCUGGGAACUACUACAGGGAGAAAUGACAAGAGGGGUGUGGCGGGGGCAGUGGAAGUGGGCAGGUGCCACGUGCACUUCUCAUUCUCAUUAAAGUCGUUAGAACUCCAGCCUUGUCCAAAACCAAACCUACCCCCUUCUGCUAUUCCUUGGGUCACUAAUGCAUGAUCAAAUUUAAACGUUCAAACCCAACAAUUCCCAGCCGGUGUUUGUUCACAAUUCUGUUUCUUCACUCGCGAUGCUUCAUACCCAGAAGGCAAAUUGAAUAAAUUUGAUCCCAGCUCCUGUUUUACUUUUUUCAGAGCAUGUCUGAAUCUCAAAGGAGUUCCGCAACGGCCAGUGUAGGGCGUGGGGACGGCUACAUAAAUGGGGUGGUUUCUAUUAGGAGUGCUGCUACAAUAUCUGCAGUCGAUGAGUUCUGCUAUGCUCUUGGAGGAAAGAGGCCAAUCCAUAGUAUUUUAAUUGCAAACAAUGGAAUGGCGGCAGUCAAAUUUAUGCGUAGUGUUAGGACAUGGGCUUAUGAAACAUUUGGAACAGAGAAGGCAAUCCUGUUGGUGGCCAUGGCUACUCCAGAGGACAUGAGAAUCAAUGCAGAACAUAUUAGAAUUGCUGAUAAGUUUGUGGAAGUUCCUGGUGGGACAAAUAAUAAUAACUAUGCCAAUGUGCAGCUCAUUGUAGAGUUGGCAGAGAUAACUCAUGUUGAUGCAGUUUGGCCUGGUUGGGGCCAUGCAUCUGAGAUCCCUGAGCUGCCUGAUGCAUUGGAUGCAAAGGGAAUCAUAUUUCUUGGGCCUCCAGCUACAUCUAUGGCAGCACUGGGAGAUAAGAUUGGUUCAUCAUUGAUUGCUCAAGCGGCAGAAGUCCCCACCCUUCCAUGGAGUGGCUCUCAUGUGAAAAUUCCACCAGAAAGUUGUUUGGUCACAAUUCCAGAUGACAUAUACAGGGAAGCAUGUGUUUAUACAACAGAGGAAGCAAUUGCGAGCUGCCAGGUUGUAGGUUACCCUGCAAUGAUUAAGGCAUCUUGGGGUGGUGGUGGUAAAGGCAUAAGAAAGGUUCAUAAUGAUGAUGAAGUUAGGGCAUUAUUCAAGCAAGUUCAAGGUGAAGUUCCAGGCUCUCCCAUAUUCAUAAUGAAGGUUGCUUCACAGAGCCGGCAUUUAGAAGUCCAGUUACUCUGUGAUCAGUAUGGAAAUGUUGCAGCUUUGCAUAGUCGUGAUUGCAGUGUUCAAAGGCGGCAUCAGAAGAUUAUUGAGGAGGGUCCAAUCACUGUAGCUCCUCUAGAGACAGUGAAAAAGCUCGAGCAGGCCGCUAGAAGGUUAGCUAAAUCUGUAAACUAUGUUGGAGCAGCUACUGUGGAGUAUCUCUACAGUAUGGAGUCUGGCGAGUACUAUUUCUUAGAGCUCAACCCCCGGUUGCAGGUGGAGCAUCCUGUCACCGAAUGGAUAGCUGAAAUCAAUCUACCGGCAGCCCAAGUUGCAGUUGGGAUGGGUAUCCCUCUCUGGCAGAUUCCUGAGAUACGGCGAUUUUACGGAAUGGAAUAUGGUGGAGGAUAUGAUGCUUGGAGGAAAACAUCAGCUCUUGCCACCCCAUUCGAUUUUGACAAGGCACAAUCUACAAGGCCAAAAGGUCACUGUGUAGCUGUGCGUGUAACAAGUGAGGACCCAGAUGAUGGUUUUAAGCCUACAAGUGGGAAAGUACAGGAACUGAGUUUUAAAAGCAAGCCAAAUGUGUGGGCAUACUUCUCUGUUAAGUCAGGAGGAGGAAUUCAUGAAUUCUCAGAUUCUCAGUUUGGACAUGUUUUCGCAUUUGGAGAGUCCAGAGCUAUAGCUAUUGCAAAUAUGGUGCUUGGUCUAAAGGAGAUUCAAAUUCGGGGAGAGAUUCGUACCAAUGUUGAUUAUACGAUUGAUCUUUUGCAUGCUUCAGAUUACAGAGAAAAUAAAAUCCACACCGGCUGGUUGGAUAGUAGAAUUGCAAUGAGAGUUAGAGCAGAAAGGCCUCCCUGGUAUCUCUCCGUUGUUGGAGGGGCUCUGUUUAAAGCAUCUGCUAGCAGUGCAGCUGUUAUGAUGACGAAGAAAAAUCAUUGCUUUAGCGCGAUCCUGCUGGGAUGCUUGAUUAUCUUCCUUAAUAGUAUUUCCAAGAUUCAUAGCUUCAAGAUGGAUGUCAGCAUCAAGGAUCCAAGAUAA